Molecule: messenger RNA, 1381 nt
Organism: Heteronotia binoei (common prickly gecko)
Lineage: Eukaryota; Metazoa; Chordata; Lepidosauria; Squamata; Gekkonidae
Product: potassium voltage-gated channel subfamily C member 1-like
Exons: 3
Coding region: 100-1380 (426 amino acids)
Biological process (GO): protein homooligomerization; potassium ion transmembrane transport
Cellular component (GO): dendrite membrane; axon; voltage-gated potassium channel complex
Molecular function (GO): protein binding; delayed rectifier potassium channel activity
Source: RefSeq, a predicted model, not a curated record
AACAUCCUGUUUUCAUCCAGCUCUCUGCUUCCCUUGCGGUCCUCUGCACUUUCUCCCUCUCUGGCCACAUGCAGCUGAAGGGCGAAGGCUAGCCACAAGAUGGAGAGCACUAAAGAAAAGAUCGUCCUGAACGUUGGAGGCAUCAGACAUGAGACCUACUGCAGCACCCUCAAAGCCUUCCCAGGCACCAAGCUGUGCCAGCUCACGGAGCCCCAGAGCCAUGCGAAGUUCGACUAUGACCCUGGCACCAAUGAGUUUUUCUUUGAUAGAAGCAACAGGGUCUUUGGUAAUGUGUUGAACUACUACAGAACCAAGCACCUCCACUGUCCGGCAGAGGUCUGUAAGUCCUUCUGGGAGGAGGAGCUGCUCUUCUGGGAAAUCCCUCACACCACGCUGGCCCCCUGCUGCUGGAUGAAGCUGGGCAACACCCAAGGCCCAGAGGAGGAGUUUCUUCUCAGGAGCGACAGCGAUAACCAUGAUGGAGACAGCUUGGCUCUCCUGGGCCGGGUGGAAAGAAGGGAUUACCACUUGUGGGCUCGGUGGCAGCCCAAAAUAUGGGCUCUCUUUGACAAGCCCUAUUCCUCUGCAGCAGCCAUGUGCUUGAUGACAAUUUCCCUGCUGUUCAGUGUUGGCAUCCUCAUUCUCUUUUUCAUAGAACCAAAGACCUACGUAGAUAUCAGCCAAUAUGAGGAUUCCAGAGGCGAUGACACAUUCCAUAUUGCUCCAAGAGCUUCUUUCCAAGAGGCCACCCACUUGCUCUAUGGAGAGCUCUUCUGCAUCCUCUGGUUCACAUUUGAGUUUUCCAUGCGACUCAUAUUCUGCCCAGACAAAAAGAAAUUCCUAACAAACCCUUUAAAUAUUACUGAUUUCCUUUCCCUGUUUCCAGUUUACAUUGAGCUCUUCUUAACUGCCCACUUGGAUAAAAUGCUGCACGUCUUACUCUGGCUGGGUCUGCUCCGGACCCUCUACAUUGUCAAGCUCUUGAAGAUCUUCAGGCUCCUGGAGACCCCUCUGAUGCUGCAGAUUCUGCCUUUUGCCUUCCAGUCCAUCUUGAAAGAGGCCUUCAUCCUCCUGAUGGUUUUUACCUUUGAAGUCCUUUUCUUUGGUGCCCUCUGUUAUCACGCCGACCUCCAUGAACCGGACUCCCACUUUGAUGGAAUGAUCUCUUCCUUCUACUGGGCAGCAAUCACCUUAACCAUGGUUGGCUACGGAGACAUCUAUGCCAUCUCCAAAUUUGGCAAAGUAAUCGCCUGCUGCACAGCAAUCUGCGGCAUCCUGACCAUCAUCAUCCCCCUCCCCAUCCUUUUGGUCAGGUUCCAGAACUAUUAUGCCACCGCCCUGCUGAAGGAGAAGUUGAAAAGCAGCAAGAGGAACAAUUAAG